AUGGGCACCACCAAAGAAGAGCCGCUCGAGAUCGGUCAGCUCGAGCAUGCUCCCACCGGGGACUAUGCUAUCAAAGACCUGGCCAUGGCCAAGCAGGCCGCAGACGAGGAGCACAAGCUUGGCUUCAUGGAGGCUAUCCGCCGCUAUCCCAAGGCCGCCAUGUGGUCUGUCCUCGUCUCCGCCGCGAUCAUCAUGGAAGGCUACGACAUCGUCCUCAUCUCGUCCUUCUUUGCUCAGCCCGCUUUCAAACGACACUACGGCGAAUACCUCCCUAGCAAGGGCACGUACGAGAUCACAGCAUCCUGGCAAAACGGGUUGAGCAAUGCAGUCAGUGUCGGUACAAUCAUCGGCGCUUUCGCGAACGGUUACUUCACCCAUCGCUUCGGGUACCGAAAGGUCCUUCUCGCGUCCCUGGCUAGCAUCGUCGCCUUUAUCUUCAUCUCUUUCUUCUCGCCGAACCUCCCCGUCCUCCUCGUCGGCCAGUUCCUCUGCGGUAUUCCCUGGGGCGUCUUCGCGACAACUGCUCCAGCCUACGCCUCCGAAGUCUGCCCGAUGGCACUGCGCGGCUACCUCACCGUCUUCGUCAACCUCUGCUGGGCCCUCGGUCAGCUGAUCUCAGCCGGUGUUCAGGCAGGGUUCUCCGAUGGUAGCAACCAGUGGUCCUACCGCGUGCCGUUUGCGAUUCAAUGGGUCUGGCCGCUUCCGCUUUUCGCCGUUUUGUGGUUCGCUCCCGAGUCUCCAUGGCAUUUCGUCCGCCUCGGCGAUUACGAGCAAGCUGAGAAGUCCGUCCUCCGUCUUGGGUCCGCGUCCGAAGCCGUCAACUCGAAGCAGAAGGUUGCCAUGAUGAUUCAUACCAACGAGAUUGAGCAGCAGAUGGACGAAGGAACCUCGUAUCUCGAUUGCUUCCGUGGCGUUGACCUCCGGAGAACCGAGAUCGCCUGCAUGGCAUUUGCUGCACAGCCUUUCUGCGGCUCUGCUAUGGGUGGUACUCCCACCUACUUCUUCGUCCAAGCCGGCUUGCCAGAAUCGAUCUCGUUCCGCAUGUCAGUCGGUGGCCUCGGGAUCGCCUCUGUCGGCACGAUUGUAUCAUGGGGGCUUCUUGGUCGCUUCGGUCGUCGCACGCUGUAUCUAUGGGGUCUCGGAGCGUUGGCUUUGAUCCUCCUCGUCGUCGGUGCCAUCAGCGCCGGUGCCCCUAACUCGGACGGCGCAAACUACGCUCAGGCUGGCAUGAUGCUGGCUUGGCUCGGUGUCUACUAUCUCACCGUGGGACCUAUCUGUUACGCCAUCAUUUCCGAGGUUUCCUCGACUCGUCUCCGCAACAAGAGUGUUUGCCUCAGCCGCAUUGCCUACUACAUUGCUCAGAUUGUCUGCAAUACGGGAUUCUUUUGGGGAGGUUGCGCCUUUGUCUUCUUCAUUUGGACUUUCUUCCGCCUCCCCGAGACAAAGGACAAGACCUUUGAGGAAUUGGACAUUCUCUUUGCAAGGCGCGUCAAGGCAUCCAAGUUCGCAUCUUACAGGGUCGAUGCUUAUGCCAGUGGCGACGAAGUCCUGGCUAAAGAAGGCUGA
This is a messenger RNA of Colletotrichum scovillei, 1566 nucleotides long. RefSeq names its product maltose permease MAL31. Gene Ontology annotation, molecular function: carbohydrate:proton symporter activity. Gene Ontology annotation, cellular component: membrane. The transcript is spliced from 2 exons. Gene Ontology annotation, biological process: transmembrane transport; carbohydrate transport. NCBI's taxonomy places the organism in Eukaryota, Fungi, Ascomycota, Sordariomycetes, Glomerellales, Glomerellaceae. The record is from RefSeq and is a predicted model, not a curated record. Bases 1 to 1566 code for a protein of 521 amino acids.